Messenger RNA from Alexandromys fortis (reed vole), 1554 nucleotides. RefSeq names its product CKLF like MARVEL transmembrane domain containing 3 (gene Cmtm3). The record is from RefSeq and is a predicted model, not a curated record. Bases 150 to 710 code for a protein of 186 amino acids. The transcript has 5 exons. Lineage: Eukaryota; Metazoa; Chordata; Mammalia; Rodentia; Cricetidae. Gene Ontology annotation, cellular component: membrane.
GAUUGAAGGUGCUGGAGGCGGGGCAGCCGAGGAUGAGUCCCGGGGCCUAGUCUAACUCCACUUUUUCUCCUUCCGCACAGCGGGUUUCCGCUUCCCUCCAGGGCACUGGGUGAGGCAGUGAGGCCGAGGCUCGACGAGGUAGCGCCGCUAUGUGGCCCCCGGACGCAGAGCCGGAGCCCGAUCCGGAGUCCGCGGACCGCCCCCGAAGUGGCAGGACCGUGCCCGGGCUCCGCGCCUUGCUGCCUGCCCGCGCCUUCCUCUGCUCGCUCAAAGGCCGCCUCCUGCUGGCCGAGUCGGGACUCUCAUUCAUUACCUUCAUCUGCUACGUGGUGUCCUCGGCAUCUGCCUUCCUCACGGUACCUCUGCUGGAGUUCCUGUUGGCUGUUUACUUCCUCUUUGCUGAUGCCAUGCAGCUGAAUGACAAGUGGCAGGGCCUGUGCUGGCCCAUGAUGGACUUCCUGCGCUGUGUCACGGCUGCCCUCAUCUACUUCGUCAUCUCCAUCACAGCUGUCGCCAAAUACUCAGAUGGAGCUUACAAAGCAGCUGGAGUUUUUGGCUUUUUUGCCACAAUUGUGUUUGCAAUUGACUUCUACCUGAUCUUUAAUGAAGUGGCCAAAUUCCUCAAGCAAGGAGACUCUGUGAACGAGACCACAGCCCAAGAGACAGCAGGAGAUCAUUCCAACUCCAGCUCCGACUCUGACUCCGACUGAGAAGGCCGGUGUGUGCCUGCGCCUGGCGCCACGCAGGCCCGCCAUCCAUACCGUCCUGACGGGGCUACAGGAGCAUGGCAGCGGAAGCCCACGGGAGAGCAGACCGAGGAGCAGGUCUCCAAGAUUAUGGCCCCUGAGCCUCACACUCAAAAUUGGUUGUGCUGGCGCCUGAGGAGACUGAAUAUCCUGCCUUCUCCCGUUUCUGUCCUGAAGACCUGAGCCUUUGAGCCUCGCUGCCCCCAUGGGAGCAGACAUCACACGGAGCCAAUCACUGCGGUUCAGGUGGCUGCGUGGGGUGUGGUCACAGCAGGCUGACCCACCCAGCCCCGGUGGGCUCUGCACGGAGGGCUCCUGUUCACGCCUGCACUUUGUUGAGGACUUUCAGGAAUCUUUGUUCGAGAAGUUUCCCUCCUCACUGUAAAACGGGGAGAAACCCAACUAGCCAAGUCUUCCAUUGUGGGUCUGAGACCUUUUCAGCAAAGAGCCCAAAGACCUGUCUGUCUACCAGGGCAGUGGCGGUGACAACGUCACAUGUGGCUGGGCGGGCCCAGUCAAGCCCUCUCCUGGGAGCCACCUGGACAGGCCUGCUGACAUGGGCCUUCUCUGUGUUCACUUGGGGGUUGAUACUGUGUGUGUCUUUGAUGUUUUCUAACUUUUUUUUUAUAACUUUUUUAUUCAAAAGCAAUGUAACAAAAAUGGCAUUUCUGUGGCCCGAGAGGCCCCAGGAAUGAGCCAGAGCUCCGGGCCCAUGUCUUAAGAUGUUUGUAACCUUCUUCCUACCUUGCAUGUAAAUCCCCUCCCUAAAAGAAUGCCACAAUGGAUUAAAAACAAAGUGCCUACCUGC